AUGGCGAGUGCAACGCUCUUUGCUAUCUUCCUUCUUUCUGCCCUAACUUUCUACCCUCCUUCAACCACUGCUCAACCUGUCACGGACGCCAAUGGUAACAUCGUUACAAAUGGUGGCCGAUUCUUUAUAUUGCCACGCUAUUUUGGAACCGGCGGUGGAAUUGAACGAGCCAGAACCGGAGACGAAAAAUCCCCUCUCUCUGCAGAGUCAGCAUUAGUUACGAAUAUGUUCAACUCGGUGAGGUUUGAGAGUAAUGAGUGGAUAGCUGUUGAGGGUCAGUCUGAAGGAACCUUCGUUAAAGUUGGCUACCCAAAUUCCCUCUCAGGUUUCUUCACCAUUCACAGAGUUUCCUCAGCCAAUAGCUAUAAAUUUCAGUUCUGUUCAACUGAUGGCAAACCCUGCGGUAAUGUUGGGAUUGUGAAGGAUGAAGCAGGGAACAGGCUUUUGGCCAUCAAUCAGGAAACCCCAUUCGAGUUUGUUCUUACGGAACUUCCCUCUGCAGUAUCUAAAUGA
Molecule: messenger RNA, 513 nt
Organism: Vigna angularis (adzuki bean)
Lineage: Eukaryota; Viridiplantae; Streptophyta; Magnoliopsida; Fabales; Fabaceae
Product: chymotrypsin inhibitor 3
Exons: 2
Coding region: 1-513 (170 amino acids)
Molecular function (GO): endopeptidase inhibitor activity
Source: RefSeq, a predicted model, not a curated record